AUGAAAAACGACGAGGAGGACGAGCAUCAGCUGCAGCAAUCACGUGUCGGUGAUAUCCAGAAAGUUGACGGAAUUGCGUGGACGACGACAACAACAACAACAAUGAGCAGAAAUAGUGCCAAUAGCCCGACGAUUGAUGUAUUGUCCGAGGCUUCACCAUCACCUCCGGCAUCAUCGUCGACCUCUGACGGAGUGGUAGCGGAUUGUGUAGUAUGUGGAGAUAAGUCAAGCGGCAAACAUUAUGGCCAAUUCUCAUGCGAAGGCUGUAAAAGCUUCUUUAAACGAUCCAUACGAAGAUCCCUUUCUUACGCAUGUCGAGGUUCCAAAAAUUGUCCCGUGGAUGUAAAUCACAGGAAUCAGUGUCAGUUUUGUCGUCUAAAGAAAUGCGUCAAAAUGGGAAUGAGACGAGAAGAUACUCCAUCGCUCCAAGAACCAAUAAAAGUUGAAGCGAUUCAGGAAAAAAUUCAAUCCUCAUUGGACGAAUAUUGCCGCACUCAAAAAGCUCAUCAGCCGUGUCGCUUCGGUAGAAUUCUACUGCGUCUUCCUGCACUUCGAACUCUGUCAGACUCCUCCGUCGAGUCUUUAUUUUUCUCGAAAUUGGACACACCUAUUAACGUAUUUUUAAAGGACCUUCUAAGUCAACCGGUGUUGAUUCCAAAAAUUUGGCCAUAUGCCAUGUUUCCACCUUUCCCCGUUCGCCCGCUUACUUAG
Necator americanus (New World hookworm) is the source of this 711-nucleotide messenger RNA. RefSeq lists its product as uncharacterized. The coding region runs from base 1 to 711 and encodes 236 amino acids. Gene Ontology annotation, biological process: cell differentiation; regulation of transcription by RNA polymerase II; anatomical structure development. Gene Ontology annotation, molecular function: zinc ion binding; nuclear receptor activity; RNA polymerase II cis-regulatory region sequence-specific DNA binding. Lineage: Eukaryota; Metazoa; Nematoda; Chromadorea; Rhabditida; Ancylostomatidae. The transcript is spliced from 5 exons. The record is from RefSeq and is a predicted model, not a curated record.